UCUCAACCCUCUUCACUGGCCACCAUUGCGUUCCAGCCCCCUCGGACCCGGUGCUGAGAUCUUUUCUUGCGUGUUUCUUUGGUUACAAUAGUGUUAUUCAUCUCCUUACCCCGUCUUACUCUCUCCUUGGUUGCUGCUGUUGUGGAUGCUGUGUUGCCGCCGGACCCAUCUUGGGAGAAACCACGCGAGACCCAACCGUCUGCCCAGACCGUUCGUGACCUAGGCCCUAUUGCAAUUUUCUAGGCCGUUUUACGACCCUCGGCCAAACGCCCCCCUUUUUAUAUCCUAUAUCCGCGCAUUGUCGAAGGGUUCCCUAUGCUGGUUGGAACUCUCCACCUGUUUCCGAGUUGCCUGUGUGUCUCGCGUAGUCGUGACAGAUUCUUCUGAGCAGGAGUAGCCCACCUAGUCAGUUACGAUUGACGUAUUCGAGCGACAACUGUGCGUCCGGAGCCACUGCCGUUUCCAUGACAGCUGUGGCAUCACCACCAAGUGUGCAAUCUGGGCCUCGUCUGGGAUGGCAUCCUGCUGUUGACGGUGGUCAAGGAGCGCUUACCCCUUCGAGCUCAGACGAGGGACUACGAAUGUUCAUACCGCGAAAAAGUGUGCAACGAACAAACUCGUCCUCAUCUUUGAAUUCAAACUCGUCUACAUCAUCUACAAUAACCGUGAAUUCGCCACACAGUAAUGCUAGCUACACAUCCAACGAGUCGGGAACUGCGACGUCUAAGAAAAAGUCAUACAAAUAUAGUUGGUCCAACUCCAAGGCUGAACCAGUGUCCGGGGUGACGAAUGCGAGAUCUCUGCCUGUUUCCGUACCCUCCUCUGGAACCACCGCAUCCUCCGCCAUGUCUGCUCUUCAUCAACCCACCCCCGUUGUGCCGUCUCAGCAUGCCCUCCAAAACCAGCAACAAAAUGGCACCCGGCUCACAAAUGGAUCCCUACCUAGCGACCCCCCGGCAAUCUUGACUUUAUUGCCAGUAAAUGGGACGUUUGAAAGAAAACAGAUAACUGUUCCGUAUUUCCCUGAAGUGCUUCGCGUUGGGAGACAAACCAACGCCAAAACAGUUCCUACGCCAGUAAAUGGUUAUUUUGAUUCAAAAGUACUCUCUCGACAGCAUGCGGAAAUCUGGGCCGACCGGGCAGGGAAAAUUUGGAUAAGAGAUGUGAAAUCAUCCAAUGGAACGUUCGUCAAUGGGCAACGUUUAUCCCCAGAGAACCGUGAUUCUGAGCCACAUGAACUUCGAGAACAUGACACGCUUGAGCUUGGGAUUGAUAUCGUGAGUGAAGACCAGAAAUCAAUUGUCCAUCAUAAAGUUUCGGCCAAAGUGGAGCAUGCUGGAAUUUAUGGCCCGAACAUGAAUAUCUUGGAUUUGAACUUUGGCGACAUUGACCCAACUGCUGGCGGUGGACUUCUACCCUCGCACCUCAGCCAACCUCUCUCACACAUGCGCGGUAGACCUGGGAGCGCCGCAUCCAAUCGUAGCAACCACAGCGCGGCUGGGAAUCAUAUGGGCAUGUUGCACCAACAGAGACAAAUGAACUACUGGCUCUCCCCUAUCUCGAUCGAGCAGGUGGUAAAAAGGCUAUCGUCUGAAAUGAAACAAGCAAAACAACAAGCUCACGAUCUCAACCAAACCAACAACUUUCUUAGUCAUUUGGUCUCCCAUGAGAUCUUAGAAAAGGAGCGGGCGAAACUGUCCCCCGUUGAGAGCCACGGUGGUGGGCGCUUGGUAAACGGGCGCCCCAAGAUGUCAAAAGUGGACCAGAUAUCCAGAUUUUCAGACCCACCAGCACCACCACCACAACAACCUUUACCUGAGAAGCCUGACGCUCCACAUCGUAGUAUAACUGAUUCCAUGCCACAACCGAAUUUGAAACGAUCUGGCACGGAGAAACCCAAAGCUCCCAUUCACCCGCCAGUAAAUCGAGAAUCAAGUCAGAUUCUGUCGCUAAUAGAAGCGCUCGCCACAGCUAAGAAAGACCUUGAUUUGCAGGGUGCUCGAGUCAAGGAACUAGAAAAUCUACUUCUGGCGGAGCGGGCAGCUAGAGAACAUGCUGAAGAACGAGCACGAAGCCUGGAGGGAGGUGCUGCUGACCGGGGAGAAAAUUCGGAAUUAGAGGCAGUCUGUCAACCGCCUGCCACAUCAGAAAACGACACCACUGGGGUUGAAGAGGUAACUGUUCUCGAACCUUCAAAACCGGAAGAAUCGAAGCCCGCUGUUGAUUCCCCGCUACCCGAGCCCAGCAAAAUACCACCUGAUGCAAUUUCUGAACAGCUCCAGCAGCGCAUCGAUUGCAUGAUCGCUGAGAUGGACGAAAUGAAGAAAGAAGUGGCCAAAUAUAAACAGUCUGCCGAGAAAGCCGAAAACGAGGCUUCCGAGACCCGUAAAACACUCGCUGAAAUGAUCGAACAGAUCCGAAGUACGCGCACCGAAGUUCCCCCAAAUUCGUCACCGGAAGCCAUCAAAAUCGAGUUGGAUAAUAGUGAAACUGAAGCUGAUACCCUGGUCAAUAUUUUUAAUGAGAGGCUUGGUCAAACCAAUUUGCCACACGACGCUAGCUCAAAGUCCCGCCCACUCGAUCAAGCAAGUAAAGAGGUAUAUGGAGCUUAUGUGAAGCAACGUCACAGAAACAUGCUGGAUCACACUGCUCCGUACGCCUCAAUGCUUGGUGUGGUCCUUCUAGGUGUGGGAAUUAUGGCAUAUUUAAACGGCUGGCAGAGAGGGGAUAAAUGACAACCUCGCCACCGAUUACUUCUUUCUCCCCGUCUCCGUCCUAUUUAUUCCCUGCAGCUGGACACUGAAUUGUUAGGAUAGGCGGUAUUCUUAAAUCCGACCGUGGCGUGUGUAGCACGGCCGUCUUCGUUACUUUUUUUGAGCCCAUUUCUUUCCUAUUCUCUUUCUUAUUUUACCCUUCUCUCAAUUUGUAGGGUUGGUUCUUGCAAGCAGGUCUGGCGGUUCAUUCAAACUCGGUUUGGAGUUAAAUUUCUAUGCUCCUUUUCUGUUCCACUACUGAUUCACCUUUCUGUUUUACUUCAAGCUUUUAUUUUACAAACAUUAAUAUAGCCUACACCAAUCAUGUAUACUUGGUAUGUCGGGCGAUGAUGAUGAACCCGUCUCCUCUUGAACAGCUCAGGAGUUGACUGAUUAAACCUAUUUUCACUUCUCAGGAACAAGUUAUAUAUAUUGAUUUUGUUCUCCUUGUUAUUACUUUGAUUUUCUUUUGUCAGUUACCCUGUCAAAUCUGCGAGAAUAGCCUCUCUUACUGUCUUUUGUUGCAUCCCCUCAUUGAUGUUUUUCUAUGUACAUGGUUUGUCCUUAGCAUGCACCAAAGCCAUCCUCCUCUUUUUCUUUUUCUUUUUCUUUUUAUUAUUUUGGUUGUUUAU
Molecule: messenger RNA, 3385 nt
Organism: Blastomyces gilchristii SLH14081
Lineage: Eukaryota; Fungi; Ascomycota; Eurotiomycetes; Onygenales; Ajellomycetaceae
Product: cytoplasm to vacuole targeting Vps64
Exons: 3
Coding region: 465-2735 (756 amino acids)
Cellular component (GO): cytoplasm
Molecular function (GO): protein binding
Source: RefSeq, a predicted model, not a curated record